Mizuhopecten yessoensis (Yesso scallop) is the source of this 2667-nucleotide messenger RNA. RefSeq lists its product as uncharacterized. The transcript has 2 exons. NCBI's taxonomy places the organism in Eukaryota, Metazoa, Mollusca, Bivalvia, Pectinida, Pectinidae. The coding region runs from base 1 to 2667 and encodes 888 amino acids. The record is from RefSeq and is a predicted model, not a curated record.
AUGACGGGACCAACUACAACGUCACCAAGUCUCAAUCAAACUACCGCAAUGACGGGACCAAAUACAACGUCACCAGGUCUCACUCAAACAACCAAAAUGACGGGACCAACUACAACGUCACCAGGUCUCAAUCAAACUACCCCAAUGACGGGACCAACUACAACGUCACCAGGCCUCAAUCAAACUACCGCAAUGACGGGACAAACUACAACUUCACCAAGUCUCAAUCAAACUACCGCAAUGACUGGACCAAAUACAACGUCACCAGGUCUCACUCAAACUACCACAAUGACGGGACCAACUACAACGUCACAAGGUCUAACUCAAACAACCGCAAUGACGGGACCAACUAAAACGUUACCAGGUCUCACUCAAACAACCGAAAUGACGGGACCAACUACAACGUCACCAGGUCGCAAUCAAACUACCGCAAUGACGGGACCAACUACCACGUUACCAGGUCUCAAUCAAACUACCGCAAUGACGGGACAAACGACGGCCUCAUCAGUUCUCAAUCAAACUACCGCAAUGACGGGACCAGCUACAACGUCACCAAGUCUCAAUCAAACUAUCGCAAUGACGGGACCAAAUACAACGUCACCAGGCCUCACUCAAACAACCGCAAUGACGGGACCAACUAAAACGUUACCAGGUCUCACUCAAACAACCGAAAUGACGGGACCAACUAAAACGUUACCAGGUCUCACUCAAACAACCGAAAUGACGGGACCAACUACAACGUCACCAGGUAUCAAUCAAACUACCGCAAUGACGGGACCAACCACAACGUUACCAGGUCUCAAUCAAACUACCGCAAUGACGGGACAAACGACGGCCUCAUCAGUUCUCAAUCAAACUACCGCAAUGACGGGACCAUCUACAACGUCACCAGGUCUCACUCAAACAACCGAAAUGACGGGACCAACUACAACGUCACCAGGAAUCACUCAAACAACCGCAAUGACGGGACCAACUAAAACGUUACCAGGUCUCACUCAAACAACCGAAAUGACGGGACCAACUAAAACGUUACCAGGUCUCACUCAAACAACCGAAAUGACGGGACCAACUACAACGUCACCAGCUCUCAAUCAAACUACCUCAAUGACGGGACCAACUACAACGUCACCAAGGCUCAAUCAAACAACCGCAAUGACGGGACCAACUACAACGUCACCAAGUCUCAAUCAAACUACCGCAAUGACAGGACAAACUACAACGUCACCAAGUCUCAAUCAAACUACCGCAAUGACGGGACCAUCUACAACGUCACCAGGUCUCACUCAAACAACCAAAAUGACGGGACAAUCAACAACGACACCAAGUCUCAAUCAAACUACCACAAUGACGGGACAAUCUACAACGACACCAAGUCUUAAUCAAACCACCACAAUGACGGGACAAUCUACAACGACACCAAGUCUCACUAAAACUACCACAAUGACGGGACAAUCUAUAACGACACCAAGUCUCAAUCAAACCACCACAAUGACGGGACAAUCUACAACCACACCAAGUCUCAAUCAAACCACCACAAUGACAGGAAAAUCUACAACGACACCAAGUCUCAAUCAAACCACCACAAUGACGGGACAAUCUACAACGACACCAAGUCUCAAUCAAACCACCACAAUGACAGGACAAUCUACAACGACACCAAGUCUCAAUCAAACUACCACUAUGACGGGUCAAUCUACGACGUCAAAAUCAGACCACAGAAAUGACGGGACAAACUACGACGUCAUCAGUUCACAAUCAAACUACCACAAUGACGGGACAAACUACGACGUCACCAGGUAUCAAUCAAAUUACCACAAUGUCGGGACAAACUACGGCGUCAUCAGGUCUGAAUCAAACUACCACAAUGACGGGACAAAUUACGACGUCACCAGGUCUCAAUCAAACUACCACAAUGACGGGACCAACUACGACGUCACCAGGUCUCAAUCAAACUACCACAAUGACGGGACCAACUACAGCGUCACCAGGUCUCACUCAAACUACCGCAAUGACGGGACCAACUACAACGUCACCAAGUCUCACCCAAACUACCGCAAUGACGGGACCAACUACAACGUCACCAGGUCUCACUCAAACUACCGCAAUGACGGGACAAACUACAACGUCACCAGGUCUCAAUCAAACUACCACAAUGACGGGACAAACUACAACGUCACCAGGUCUCAAUCAAACUACCGCAAUGACGGGACCAACUACAACGUUACCAGGUCUCAAUCAAACUACCACAAUGACGGGACCAACUACAACGUCACCAGGGCUCACUCAAACAACCGCAAUGAUGGGACCAACUACAACGUCACCAGGUCUCAAUCAAACUACCGCAAUGACGGGACAAACUACUACGGCUUCUGGGCUCAAUCAAACUACCGCAAUGACGGGACAAACUACUACGGCUUCUGGUCUCAAUCAAACUACCGCAAUGACGGGACAAACUACAACGUCACCAAGUCUCACUCAAACUACCACAAUGACGGGACCAACUACGACGGCACCAGGUCUCAAUCAAACUACCACAAUGACGGGACCAACUACAACGUCACCAGGUCUCAAUCAAACUACCACAAUGACGGGACAAACUACAACGUCAUCAGGUCUAAAUCAAACUACCACAAUGUCGGGUCAAUCAACGACGUCAUCAGAUCUUAA